AUGAACAUUCAUCGACAAUUAAGAACCAAGAUUAAUCAGAAUGAUAAGUUUGGGGGGAAGCAACCAGAAAUUUCUCGCCAAGGCACUACACUAUCUGGGGAUCAAGCUGAAAUUGUUGAACAAGAGGGAUUGCCUGAUGAGAAAGAAAAAAAUGAAGUUUCAGCAAGUUAUCAAGCAGAUAGUGAGAAAUUUAUUGCCAAGGAAAUAGUUUCCUCACCACCUAUAGCAUAUAAAGUCAGACCUCAAUUGCCCUUUCCUCAACGGUUGAAGAAUCACAACAACGAGAUUCAAUUCAAGAAAUUUGUUGAUGUCCUUGACCAAUUGUAUAUUAAUGUUCCAUUACUUAAAGCCAUCGAACAGAUGCCUUCCUGUGCUAAAUUCCUGAAGGACAUUGUCAUGAAGAAGAGAAUCAUAGAAAGAAUAGAAAAUGUUAUCGCGGCGAAAGAAUUAUGUUUUACAUUAAGCAAACUUCUGUCGAAGCAAAAAGAUCUUGGCAGCUUUGUGAUACCAUGUUUUAUCGGUGACAACUUUGUAGGGCGAGCUCUUGUCGACUUGGGUUAA
Molecule: messenger RNA, 561 nt
Organism: Hibiscus syriacus
Lineage: Eukaryota; Viridiplantae; Streptophyta; Magnoliopsida; Malvales; Malvaceae
Exons: 2
Coding region: 1-561 (186 amino acids)
Source: RefSeq, a predicted model, not a curated record